Hydra vulgaris (swiftwater hydra) is the source of this 2898-nucleotide messenger RNA. RefSeq names its product gamma-tubulin complex component 2. The record is from RefSeq and is a predicted model, not a curated record. Gene Ontology annotation, cellular component: equatorial microtubule organizing center; gamma-tubulin complex; centrosome. NCBI's taxonomy places the organism in Eukaryota, Metazoa, Cnidaria, Hydrozoa, Anthoathecata, Hydridae. Gene Ontology annotation, biological process: spindle assembly; cytoplasmic microtubule organization; meiotic cell cycle. Gene Ontology annotation, molecular function: microtubule minus-end binding; gamma-tubulin binding.
UCACUAUUUUGUUUGUACAAUGUUAUUGAAGAUUAAUGAGCUUGAUGAUUUAUAUCAUGACAUCACCUGAAAAUUCAUGUGAUCACAGCUUUAUGAAACAUUUGAUAAGAAAAAGGAAAAAUGAAAGUCAGUUAAACACAAAAGUUCAAAUUAAAGACAAAAUGAGCGAGUUUAAAAUUCACCAUCAUGCGUCUGAAUUACUGAAACUUUUUGAGAUACAAGGUGGUGAUGGACCUGAGGUUUAUGCAGAGCUUCUUACAAAAGACAUUACUCCCUAUGUUACUUCACAAGUAUCUAGCCAUACUGCUAAGCGUAAAAUUGCUGAAAACAGUCCAGUACCUUCUGAGUUCCAAAAAAAAUAUGAAGAAUUAAAGUCAAAAAAUGUAAGAGAGUUGGAUUCAUUUGUGUACUUAUUGUCACUGAUUGUUCAAGAUAACAGUAUCGCUAAUUUUGUUGAAAAUAACGAAAAAGAACGCAGAAAGCUAAAGUUGAGUACUGUUCCUGCUCGAAAAACUUCAGCACCAUUAACUCAAGCAGGUAAAGAACUUGAAGAACUAACAAAAUCUAUUCCUAAAUCUACUUUUAUGUCUCAACAGGAUGUCCUUGAUCUUAAAACUAAGUUAGCAAAUAUAUCAGCAAACGCUUCCCAAAGCUCAACUGAUGAUCUAGUUAAAGCGUUGCGUGAUAAACACGCGAAGAAGCUUGGAAAAGGUUUGCCUGUUUUGCCUAAUUGGGCUUUUGAGAGGCCUUUUCUUACAAAUAACUUUGUUGAAGUAUAUCGGUCAAAUUACAAUGAACCAUUAGCAAUCGGAACCUUGCCAGUAAAAGCUCAACAAGUUAUGUUAAUAGAAGAUCUUUUGUUUUUGUUUAUGGGAAUUGAAGGCAAAUACAUAACAAUUAAAGAUGAAGUGGAAAAAAAGCGCAUAACUACAUUUGUUAUUGAUAAAACUCUAGAUACCUCUUUACAAGAAAUUAUAAACCGAAUUUUACCAAUUUGUACAAACUAUUCUAAAGUAUGUCAGUUUAUAGAAGAAGGAUCACGUUUUGAAAAAGGGUUAGUUAGUCAUGGCUUGUGCUCUGCUAUGCGAUCUCUUCUUAAAGAUUACUUUAUUUUUGUUGCUCAGCUUGAAAAGCAAUUUAGAAGUGGUCUACUCACAUUGCAAAAACUUUGGUUUUACAUACAACCCUCUAUGAAGACAUUAGAUAUUCUUUCUAAUAUAUCAGUUACUAUAGAGAAAGGGUCUUGCAGAGGGGCUUCAAUACUAACUGUGCUGCAUGAAAAAACAGAAGCUUUUACUGGAGACCCAAAGGGGAGAGAUUUGUGCUUGUAUCUCACGCAGGCUGCUUGUGUAGCAUACUUUGAAAUAAUGCAAAGAUGGAUUUAUGAGGGUAUCAUAAAAGAUCCGUACGGUGAAUUUCUUGUAGCUGAACAUGAAUCUGUGCACAAAGAGCGAGUUGCUGAAGAUUUUAAUGAUCAAUAUUGGGAACAACAUUACACAAUUGAAAGAGAGAGAAUUCCAAAAUUUUUAGAGAGAGUAGCAGAGAAGAUUCUUCGUACUGGAAAAUACUUAAACGUGAUACGGCAGUGCGGCCUAAGCAUAAACUGUCCUCAUGCUCGGGAGAUUGUUUAUUGUUUAAGAGAGCGUGAUUAUGUAGAGCAUAUUGAAAAGGCUUAUGAUUAUGCGUCUUAUACUUUGCUCGAUAUGUUAAUGACUGAGAAAAAGUUAUUGCAGCGCUUGCAGUCUAUAAAACACUAUUUUCUGCUCGAUCAGGGUGAUUUUUUUGUGGGAUUUAUGGAUUUAGCAGAAGACGAGCUUAAAAAAAAAAUGGAUGAUAUUGUGCCUACUCGUCUCGAAGCUCUACUAGAAUUAGCAGUUCGCACAAGUACAGCAAAUAGUGAUCCCUUUAAAGAUGAUCUUAAGUGUGAUCUGCUACCGUAUGAUUUGAUUUCUCAGUUAUUUAGAAUUUUGUCUGUGACGAGUGACAAGAACGUUCCAAAUUACAAAGACACUGUCGAGCAGCAAAUUUCUGGACUAGAAGCAUUUACGCUUGACUAUGAAGUGAAAUGGCCAUUGUCUUUAAUUCUAAGCAAGAAAGCUUUGACCAAAUAUCAAAUGCUGUUCCGUCAUUUAUUCUACGCAAAACACGUUGAAAGGUUGCUCUGCAAUUUAUGGUCGAGUAGCAAAGCCACAAAAAAAAAUAAAUUUUAUAAUCGUUCAUGGUACUCUGUUGCGUUUGCACUUCGUCAACGCAUGAUUCAUUUUGUCCAAAAUUUUGAAUAUUAUAUGAUGUUUGAAGUAAUUGAGCCCAAUUGGCAUAUUUUAGAAAUUAACUUGCGUUCGGUUGUGAAUAUAGAUGGCGUCUUAGAGUUUCAUAAUGAUUUUUUAGAUAGGUGUUUAAAAGACUGCAUGCUAACAAGUCCUGAACUUUUGAAAAUUGUUAGUAAAUUGAUGAGCGUGUGUGUUACAUUUAGUAACUCUAUAAUUCGAUUUGAUUCAAAUCUUGACAUUGUUCCAGGCGCUGAAACUUCAAGAAUUUCUAAGGUAACAAUGCAUCCUUUUGACAAAAAGAUGUCGCCUGUUGAAAUUGAGAAAACUGUAAAAAACUUCGAAAUUAAUUUUUCGAAACUUUUAAUUGGUUUGUUAGAUAAACUAAGCCUAGUGUCAAGUAGUGAAAAAGAACAAGAGAUGAUGAACCUUGUUUUUAGGUUAGACCAUAACAGCUUUUAUUCGGAGACUCAAAGGAAAAAGGUUGCUGAUAUAGUUUCUUAAAUAAUCAACUUAGGUGUAUUUUGCAAAUGCGUUAAUUUUCAAGUUUUGUCGUAAGAUUGAAAUGUUAUACGACAAUUUUAUGUUAAUAUCAAAUAGGGGAGACCAAUUCGUGUAACCAAUCAAUAUC